UUUAGGUUGUGAUUAGAGUCGGAGGAAAGUGACAUUCAGUCUACAGUCAUUCGGCAGUCUAACUUUCAUCUACUUUCCCAGACGAGUUGAAAUUGAUACGGCGUCAGAUUUUCCAUUUCUUUCGAUUUUCCGAUAAAAAGACGGCUCCGGAACGACAAAACAACCACGGUCAAAAUGUCAUAUUCAUAUUUGUUUAAAUACAUCAUCAUCGGUGAUACAGGUGUUGGCAAAUCCUGCUUACUUUUGCAGUUCACGGACAAGAGAUUUCAGCCUGUCCACGACUUGACGAUCGGCGUUGAAUUUGGAGCUCGCAUGAUAACUAUCGAUGGGAAGCACAUAAAGUUGCAAAUUUGGGAUACUGCAGGCCAAGAAGCAUUCAGGUCUAUUACAAGGUCUUAUUAUAGAGGAGCUGCAGGUGCAUUGCUGGUAUAUGACAUAACGAGAAGAGAAACAUUCAACCAUCUUACUACAUGGCUCGAUGAUGCAAGGCAGCACUCUAAUUCCAAUAUGGUCAUAAUGCUUAUUGGAAAUAAAAGUGAUUUGGAAUCAAGACGUGAAGUGCAGAAGGAAGAAGGAGACGCUUUUGCUAGAGAGCAUGGACUAAUAUUCAUGGAAACAUCUGCGAAAACUGCUUCAAAUGUUGAGGAAGCAUUUAUUAACACAGCUAAAGAAAUUUAUGAAAAGAUCCAGGAAGGGGUUUUUGACAUCAACAAUGAGGCAAAUGGAAUCAAAAUAGGACCACAGCAUUCCCCAUCGAGCAACAGUUUACCACCAGGCGCACACGAAUCAUCACAAAGCUCCAGUUGCUGUUAAAAAAACAGUCUGAAAAUCGUGUAAUAUCUAUUUCUAUAUUUACUAUUGUGUUUAUUAUUUCUUUUGAGUCAAGUUAUAUAAAAUCAGAUUUAUAAAUUGCGUAUUGUAAAACACAACACUUCACCUGUGCUCGGUUUUACUAUAUGUGAGUCGAUUUUAUGUUCCGAAAUUUAAUUUUGACAAAACAUGAUUGUAUUACAUUAUAAUAUAAGUGUAAAAAGGCAGGAGAUGUGCAAUAGAGUGAAAUUAAGCCAGUUUAAAAAUAUUCAUCAAAGUUUUUAUUUGAACAAAUGUCACACUUCGUUAUUUUGUGGUUGGUUAUUAUCACCCCUAGCCGAUUAAAAAAUAAAUAAAUAAAAUAAAGCAUGCAAUUAUUAUUGUUUGAAGUAUUCUCCUGCCCAUUAGGUGUUAUUGUAGUGAAAGUGAUAUCGUUUAAUGUAGUUUUAUUGUUAGGAAGAAUUGUUGGAUUAUGUAGGUGUUUGUGUUUUUUCUCAGUAUGAGUUUUUAUUUUAUUUUAGAAUUUCCCAUUGCUUAAAUUUUGUAUUUAUAACUGCACAUAAAAUUUAUAUUGCAUCGUUUCUAAGUAUCGACAAGAUUAAAAACUUUUUUACAUUCUACACAGGUUUGAAUUUAAAUUUGCUGACUGUUUAAUACAUAAAGCUCAACGUCUUUCAUAAUUUUUUUUUUAUUCAUCCGGCCUUCAUUGCUAGUAUUGUCUAAAAUCUAAUUUUGGAAAGUAA
This is a messenger RNA of Cimex lectularius (bed bug), 1553 nucleotides long. RefSeq names its product ras-related protein Rab-2 (gene Rab2). Gene Ontology annotation, cellular component: Golgi apparatus. The transcript has 5 exons. Lineage: Eukaryota; Metazoa; Arthropoda; Insecta; Hemiptera; Cimicidae. The record is from RefSeq and is a predicted model, not a curated record. Bases 175 to 813 code for a protein of 212 amino acids. Gene Ontology annotation, molecular function: GTPase activity; GTP binding.